Messenger RNA from Helicoverpa armigera (cotton bollworm), 2662 nucleotides. RefSeq lists its product as uncharacterized. Bases 137 to 1273 code for a protein of 378 amino acids. The record is from RefSeq and is a predicted model, not a curated record. Lineage: Eukaryota; Metazoa; Arthropoda; Insecta; Lepidoptera; Noctuidae. The transcript is spliced from 8 exons.
CGGGUUGAUGUUUCGCGUAUACUCGCUCCCCACAAGGUCAAGUGCGAGCGUCCGAGUCAUUGCUCUUCGCGUGCGCAUCGCAUAGUUGCGCCGGCGCAGCUAUUAGUGCGCAGUGUUCCACGGAGCGCGGUACAAAAUGAAGACCCAAAUAUUGCUAGGUUUCCUAAUCUGGGCAUCUGCCCAGGCCUUAGACAGUGGGGACAACAAAUUCAUGAAGGAUUAUGCUAUGUUAAAGAUCUACGAAAGCUGCUUCGGCACACAGCUUUUGAAACAAAUAACCAAAGAGUUAAAAGACGCUUACGCAAAAUGUUCAACAGCGCCACCUAUGAAGGAACCGUUGAACUCGCACAUACCGCCGCUAUUCCUCAGUAAGCUACCGCCCGGGUUUUCCAUGGACCCGAACUCGCAAACCAUCACCAAGCCGCUAGAUGGCGCUGCUCACAAUAAAGACGAAGAAAUUAAUAUUCAAGAUCAAGGACCUCCACCACAAAAACAAACAAUGGGUGGAGUUUUAACUUUCAGACCUCAUGGAGUAAAUGGUCCAUUCCCCCAGCCCCAGCCCGCGAUCCCGCCAUACGUGAUCCCGGCCCAGUUCCGGCCUUACAGCGCGAACCCUUACUACCAGAUGCCAUACAGCUCACCAGUGUUCUUCCCGCCUAAUAUGCCAGGAUACAACCCUUACUUCGCAGCUCAGCAGCAGUACCAACAGCCUUUCUUCCAACAACAACAACCUUUCUUUGGGAAUAAUCGGAUGUCUCGUCACCUCGGCCUGCGGGCCCGACUAGGCCUGAACGCCAGGGCCCAAUCCGGUCAGAACGUGACCUGCGUGAUGCAGGAGCUUGGCUACAUCGACAGCAACAUGGAGCCCAACUACGAGCAGAUUACUCAGAGGAUCAACAAUCUCCCAGUGUCGAGUGAGCUGAAGGGCGACAUACAAGAAGGCCUGCAGUUCUGUCAGAAGUUCUCGCAAUGCGUGCCUGAAGACAAGCGUGACAUCGUGCCGCGCCCACAGGAGCAGAUCAGAGCUAUCUUCUUCUUCCGCUGCUACAAGCACAAGAAACUGGAGGCGUGCAUUAUGAAGGACAUCAAUGAGCAUUUCAACAAGGAGUACAUGUUCGACUCUGACACCGAUUUCGCCCUAUCCCGGUCAGCCCGCUCAGUUCGUGACGUGCCCCUCCGAGACCCGAGCCUCGAAGCCUUGGAGGAAAUGGAAGUAUACCUCUACGACUACCUGAGCGGAGGAGGUGGCUUCGACUUCGACCUGUACAUUUAAGACUGAGCCUUAGAUUUUAGUCAGUCAUUUUUAGCUUGUAAGUGUAGGUGAGAUUCCACAAGUAGUAACAAAUCGCUAGUAACACAUUGAGCGCAUAUACAUAGUUCGAAAAUGUUUUGGUGAAACUACAACUUUUUUGUUCGAGAACAAAUUAAUGUGUGCGAAUAUGUUGGUGGAAUCCCGCCUUAAGGUAUUGAAGUAAGAUUUUAGAUAAUAAUGCUGUAGAAUCAUUUCGAUAAGAUUGAUUACUGGAAGGAGAAUUUUUAAAUAAUUGAAGAUUUUGGAGUUUUAGUUGAAUUUCAGCAAACAACUGAUUUUUGUUUGAGAAUUAAAGUACUUAGACAUUUCUGAAUUAGAUAAUAAACUACAACAAACGUGUUUUAACCAAUUUUACAGCUCUUGACAACGGAGAUUAUUUAAAGUAGUAUGGUGCUCAAAAAUACUCAUUUACUUAUUUAUUUAUCAUGAUAAAACAUUAUUUAAGUUAUUUAAUUUUGAAAUUAAAGCUCAAUUAGGUUGCCCCUAUAUACGUAAUUUCUAGCGUUGCUAAGUGCAUAAGUAAUUAUUUGUCUAUUUCAAAAACUAUUUGGGAAAUAGUUUUCCGGCACUUGAUUUUAAAUUAAUUUAGUACCUAAUACAUUUUUAGUUAAAUAUUCGCCAUUGAAUGCAUUUAAUAAUAAUAAUCAUAAGUUUCUAUUAGAUUUAAGAUAUUAUCUCUGGCGUAGGGUAAAAACCGGGGUGUUUGCUGCUCACAUAAUCAGAAUAAUUUAAUAUAACAUAAGCAUUGGUAUAAACAGGCAGGCCUAUGUCCAGCAGUGGACUGCGAUAGGCUGAUGAUGAUGAUUAUAAUUGGUAUAAACUAUGUUCAGAAUAUAAUUAAUUUUUGCUUGUGACUUUAUAAUGACUGCUUAGGUAUGUACCUAAUUAAAAAAUAUUUCAACUGUCAUAAAUUUUUAUAUUAAUUUUAUAAAUCCUCAGGUGUUAAAACAAAGAGAAGUUUAAUUUUCAUUUCACACAUAUGCAAAAUAUCCCUUUUCGGCAGUCGGGUAAUAAAUUGAUAUUAUGUGGUAGCAAACUAAAGUUCUUGUCGAUCAGGCUCGCUAGUUCAAGCCUCAGAGAUGACGACUAUUCUAGAUAAUAGGGUAACAGGUACAUUUGCUGACCUUUUGUAUUUAAUUUCAUAAUUUUAUUGUUUUCAUCCAUUAAAGGCAAUUUUUUUUCUCAUUUUUUUCAAGGAUUAAAUGUAUUUUUUGAUACUCUAAAAAGCACAUAAUUAUAUCCGCAAAUGAAUGAUGCAUUUACUAGUUUUAAGUGUAGUGCUUAAGUUAGGCUAAUUUCAGAUUUGAAUUGUAAAAUCAAAACGUCAACUGAUUAAAAUAAAUAAAAGUA